Chanos chanos (milkfish) is the source of this 2055-nucleotide messenger RNA. It is a transcript of the gene hnrnpul1, whose product is annotated as heterogeneous nuclear ribonucleoprotein U-like 1. The record is from RefSeq and is a predicted model, not a curated record. Lineage: Eukaryota; Metazoa; Chordata; Actinopteri; Gonorynchiformes; Chanidae. Gene Ontology annotation, molecular function: protein binding; RNA binding. Gene Ontology annotation, cellular component: nucleus. The transcript is spliced from 11 exons. The coding region runs from base 1 to 2055 and encodes 684 amino acids. Gene Ontology annotation, biological process: alternative mRNA splicing, via spliceosome.
AUGAGUGUCGAUCCGAGGAAACUGAAAGUCUGCGAGUUGAAAGAGGAGCUGCAGCGUCGAGGCUUGGACUCCCGUGGUUUGAAAACGGAUCUGCUAGACAGACUGCAGGCAGCGCUGCAGGCCAGGACUGCCGCGGAGACAGCAGGUUUCGCGUCCUCUUCAAGAGAAGGGGACUCCACUGACACGGUUAAGAAUGAAGACGAUGAAAUGGCACGUUUCGAAGAAGGGAGUGCUCGGGUGCGAGACGGGAGUUCUCCGAGGGGAGUUGAGAGAGGGGCAGAGAUGGAGAUGGAUUUGGGCUUGAAUGCUCCUCAUCUCUCCACAGAGUCCAUAAUGAAUGUAACAGACCAACUGGUUAAACCUGAGACAGAGAUCUGCAUAGAUGAGUGUAGGGUGAUGAGGGUGAGUGUGAAGAAGGAGGAUGAGCUGGAGGAGCAACAGACUGAAACAGCCAGUGAUGGGACAGAGAUUCAGCCUGUGCGAACCACACAGACAGAGAUUAAAUCAGAGGAGGACAGUUAUGCGUCCUACAGCUGCAAGAGGUCGUAUGACGAAGGCCCUGUGUGUGGUCUCAGUGACCACCACAAGGCCAAGAGGUCCUGCACACCACAGGCCCCAGGUGAGGGUGAAAAGGAAGGUUCUGAUGAUUCCUUGGCAACCAUUGACACUUAUAAUUGUGAUUUGCAUUUCAAAGUGUGGCAUGAUCGGUACAGUGGCCGUCCUUUCACCAUAGACGGCUUUGCCCACCUGUGGACUGGAGCCCGUACCUCCGACGGUGUGUCUAAAGGCCGGAUCUGCUUUGAGAUAAAGAUUGUUGAGGAGAUCUCAGAGAAACGUCUUGCCAGCUGUGAAACUGAGCUCCAUGUGGUAAGAGUGGGGUGGUCCCUGGAUUCCUGCAGCAUGCAGCUGGGAGAGGAGGCUUUCUCCUAUGCGUACACUGGAACAGGAAAAAAAUGUUCAGACUGCAGAUUUGAAAAUUACGGAGAGACAUUUGGUGAAAACGAUGUCAUUGGCUGUUAUAUUGACUUUGAUAAGGAUGAGGAGGUGGAACUGGCGUUCUCUAAGAAUGGGAAGUGGCUGGGUGUGGCAUUCAGCGUGUCCAGGGAGGAGCUGGCCGGUCGAGCCCUUUUCCCUCACGUUCUGGUCAAGAAGAGCAUUGUAGAGUGCAACUUUGGCCAGAAGGUGGCGCCCUUUUAUGCUCUGCCAGAAGGCUACUCUUUCAUCCAGAAUACAAUUGGCUUGACCCCCACUGGUAAGAUGAACUGGGCCAACUGUGUCGCUAUGGACAAACUAAAGCAUUCUCAUCCUGGUGUAGUGGAGCAGAACUCCAGCACAGCAGUGAAAGAAGAGCCCUCUGACAGGUCAGAAACAUCACCCUCACAGUGGGAGGUGGAGAACAGCUUCUUGAAGACCCAACUGAAACACCAGCAGACUCAGAUAGAUGAGCUGAAAGCGCAGCUGGAGGAGAAGGAGGCGGAGUGCAGCUGGAUGAGGGAGGAGCUGUUUCGCUUGUGGGAGACGGUGCAUUCUGGGAACAGCGAGGACGCCACCUCACCCAGCCACACCAGCAGCCCAGUCCCCAUUACUUCAAAGUACUGUGACAAACCCACCCCGUCCUCCUCAAGACAGACCAAGGAACAUCAGCCUCCAAGACUUCCUGUGCAUUUGGGCUUCCCAGAUUCCCUGCGAAUGGAACGCUGUUGGAGUAGCGAGGUGUCGAUCCUCCCCGAUGUGACUUUGAGGGAGAUAUCCGCUGUAAAUGACAAAAUUCUGCUGCGGAUGAGCAAACACAGGCCGGAUCGUUACGGAGCUCUGGUGUUCAGGAGCAUCAUCUCCCCCAAACUGUACGAGGAGUGGGUCACGCACACCAACUGGGAUGGUUCACGUGGUAAGUGGGGUGUGCCCCGUAAUGUCAGAGACUUUGUGACUCGCAGAGUGAGAGACAGAUUUCCAAACAUGUCCAAUGCUGACAAAAAAGCAGUGAAAGAGCGUGUGAACGAGUGUCUGCGAGCACGCCGAAAGUCCAUUGAGCCAAUUCCAUAUUCAAAUAAAUGA